Carica papaya (papaya) is the source of this 2704-nucleotide messenger RNA. It is a transcript of the gene UBP25, whose product is annotated as ubiquitin-specific protease 25. Gene Ontology annotation, biological process: protein deubiquitination. The record is from RefSeq and is a predicted model, not a curated record. Lineage: Eukaryota; Viridiplantae; Streptophyta; Magnoliopsida; Brassicales; Caricaceae. Gene Ontology annotation, molecular function: cysteine-type deubiquitinase activity. Gene Ontology annotation, cellular component: cytosol; nucleus.
GGAAAAAAAAAAAAAAAAAGAAAAAAAAGAGGAAGGGAUUUGGGGAUUUGCUACUCUGGUGUGGGUCUGCUCCUGCAGUAUCUUCCUGUUCCUCCCAUUUCUUUCUUUCUUCUUUCGCCCCUUCGCUUCUCUCAUAAUUAAAUCCCCACCCCAAAAACAUUCAUGCCAAAAUGACUGUCCAAUAAUUCAAUUUCAAGGAUAUACAAAGGAGAAGAACGAGCAGGCAACCACGGCGAAGCACAACAGCUAUGCGAUCCUCCUUGUCGAGGGCCUGUCGAACCCCAACGGCGCCGUUCUCGUCGUCGUUGCCGAGCAAUGAAUUAUUGUCCAUGCAGCUUUGAUGGGACUGCAACUGCAGAUGAGUUGGCAGCCGAGUUUACUCAGUCAGAAGCGGAAGAACGGUCCCCCUCUAGGGUUAAGAAACCUCGGCAACUCUUGCUACCUCAACAGCGUCCUUCAGUGCCUCACUUAUACCCCUCCUCUCGCCAAUUUCUGCCUCGCUAACCAGCACUCCUCUCUCUGCGAUUCCGCUGCAGAUGCGGAGCGGAAACGUGACUGUCCUUUUUGCAUACUGGAGAAACGGAUAGCGCGGUCUCUAAGCGUUGAUCUCGCUCUCGACUCCCCAGCCAAGAUUGUCAAUUGCCUCAGGAUUUUUGCCGAACACUUGAAGUGUGGGCGUCAAGAGGACGCCCAUGAGUUCCUGCGGUAUGUAAUCGAUGCCUGCCACAACACAUGCCUUCGCCUCAAGAAGUUGCGACGCAAAGGCACCGAGCCUUUCAACGGCAACAACACUGUCGUUAAGGAGAUUUUUGGGGGUGCAUUGCAGAGCCAGGUGGAGUGCUUGUCUUGCGGUGCCUUGUCCAAUAAAGUUGAUGAUAUUAUGGAUAUCAGUCUAGAAAUCAUGCAUAGUAGUUCCCUUCAGGAAUCAAUUCAAAAGUUUUUUCAGCCAGAGAUUUUAGAUGGAAACAACAAGUAUAGAUGUGAUAAUUGCAAAAAGUUGGUGAAAGCAAGGAAGCAAAUGUCUAUACAUCAAGCACCUAAUAUCCUUGUAAUCCAACUGAAGAGAUUUGAAGGAAUAUUUGGCGGGAAGAUCGAUAAGGUUAUUGCAUUCGAAGAAGUUUUGGUUCUUUCAAAUGUCAUGUCCAAAGCAAGCCAGGACCCACAACCAGUAUAUAACCUUUUUGGUACCAUUGUCCACUCGGGAUUCUCACCGGAAUCUGGGCACUAUUAUGCUUAUAUAAAGGAUGCAAUGGGACGAUGGUAUUGCUGUAAUGAUUCUUAUGUAUCUCUAUCAACCCAGGAGGAGGUAUUGUCAGAGAAGGUUUACAUUCUAUUCUUCUCUCGUGCCAACCAGCGGCCAUUGUCUGCAGGUAGUGCACUGGCUUCCAAUGGAGUUAAGCAUUUUGAUGGUGGAAGUGAGAUACCAAAAGCACAGAAAGCUGGGCUGCGGUCAAAAGAAGUUAACACAAAAACAAAUGAUACAUCAGGGGGUUCUAGGAUAGAAAAAGUCCUUUCGAGCCAACGGACAAAAUUUAAUAUUUCUCAAAAUAUUAAUUUUAAAAGAGUUCCUGCUGCUGUUAAUGGAAAACUUGGCGCUCAUAAGGGUCAAAACUUACUCAUGAAUGGGAAUAUUAAAGACUCACACCAUAUAAAGAGAAGUGAGAAAGAUGUAUCUUUGACAAUAAACAAGAAUGGCUCCAACAGAAAUAGAAAAGAUGAGGUCAGCAUUGGCAACAGUUCAUCAUUUGGAUUAGUUAAUGAAAAUGGCAGUAUACAAACUAAAUAUUCAGCAAAAACAAAUCACCAUGAAGGUAAUGGUACAAGCAGCAGUGUGACAAUAGGCAGUGGAUUUUGUUACAAAGAAGUGGAGAAUGGUAAUUCCCAAUCUGAUCUCUCGGGUUCCAGGAGAAAAUCAGAAUUGGGAUCUUGCUCUUUGCUCGGACAGGAUGCUCAAUCUCAGGAGAAACGGAAAGUACUGAAAGAGAUCCUCCAGAAAGAAGCAUAUUUGGUUUUGCAAUCAUGUGGCUGGUCUGAAGAAGUUCACAAUUUCAUGCGCACAAGAAAGAAACUGUGUACACAAGAAGGGGGAAACUCGCUAACGGAUAGCGACUUAAAGAAAAAGUUGAUAGCAGAUGCAAAAUCGACUUUCACUUCACAGAUACCAGAAUCACUGAAAGCAAACCUUAUAAAACAGCUACGGUCAUUUAGCCAGGAGAAACAAGACUUUCUGCAUUCUGGAUCGACUUAAAUGUCUCCUGACAAAUGUUGCUGGUGCGCCAUGGUGUAUAAUCUGUAUCAUUAAUUGAUGUUGUAUCAAGGAGGUUACAUUUCUUGAGAGAGAACAUGGGAAUCUCAUCCCAAGUUUUAAGCAACUGCUGGCAAGGACAUGAUACUUUGUCGGUUUGAUCUUCUUGGCAACUGUUAUACUCAUAGGUGCUGGAUUGUUGGUCCUGAGAUGAGCAUUUUCAAGAUUCAAGCAUUGCUGAAAAUUGCAUCCCUCAAGGCUUAGGGUUUUGGCAGAGAGAGAGUCUGGAAUCUUAUUCAUUUUGUAACAUAUCUCUUUUUGCAGUAUUGGUAGUAUACAAAUUCCCUCAUUUUAUGGAUGCAUUACAAUUUUUCCAUCAAAAUGUGGUCGGAUAGUACCUUGUGGAUAUAUGAUGUAAUUGAGUUUAUCCAUCUGAAAAAUUGACAUGGUUGUACCCUU